CCGGUUUCUCAGCUGAGAUGUCUUGUCAGUAUACACUGCUCAGGCUCUGAGUACUCGAUCAUACAAAAAUAUGAGCCGUGAGAAUUAUAAUUCUUUGUGAUACGGAGGGACGGGACGGAGAGAGCGCUCCGCCAGAGUGAAGAGAGAGAGAGAAAUAUAUUCUCAUGAUUUGAAUAUUCUAUUCUCAGUUUCUUUUAGUCGCUCAAUAUUCGCGUAGUAUAAUUAUUUAUAUUUAGAGCAGGACUCUGUGUUUAAAUUCCCCGGUAUCAGAAUCAAAACAGAACAAGUAUCAAACAGUUUACUCCAUGUAGGAACUAAAACUGGAGGGGUACAACACCGGGUUAUCCCAUACAGUGACUAUUGCUGUUUGUAAAAAUUUGGAUUUACAAAAUAAAACUAAACUCUAACCUACGAGAAGAUUCAGAUUUUCCAGUACUUUAUCCCUACCUGGAGCAAGAUCUCCUUCUCAACCAACCAUGGAGGACGCACAAGUGUACAAUCUUAAGUGGAAGAACUAUGAGGGUCAUAUGAUGACAGUGUUUGACAGAAUUCUGUCCAAUGAAUCCUUCGCUGAUGUAACUCUGGUGUGCGGAGAGACGGAGAUAGAGAUUGCUUCUUCAAUAAAGGCACACAAGAUCCUACUUGGAGCUUGUUCUCCGUACUUCGAGAUGGUUCUUAGCGAGCAUCCUUGCCAGCAUCCAGUAGUAAUCCUUCCUCCAGAUGUACGACCCCAACACCUUCAACAUGUUCUUAACUUCGUUUACAGAGGGGAGGUCCAGGUUCCACAGGAUGAAUUGUCUGGAGUACUGCGCUGCGCAAGUCAACUUAGGAUCCGGGGCCUUGACACGGAAUAUACCAGACCUAGGGAUGAGACGUGCACUCCCAACGGUUUCUUGAGCCGGGAAUCAAGUGCGGAACCAGAUCGACCGGCAAGCCAGCUCUCUGGCGCCGGGAGACGGAAGAACUCCCCAAAAUUUCAUUUUGUAAAAAACCGGCGAAAACCGGUUCCGCAACCUCGGCGGGAGCCGGGUACUCCAGACCCCCAGGGACAUGGGGGUACUCCACCUGAGCAGGCUGGUGAUACUACUCCAGGAGAACAGUAUAGAGCUGUAGGAACUCCAGAUGGUUCAGUUCUAGACGAAUCUAUUCAUGACCAGGACGAUGAUCAUGAGAAGUGGGAGAAAGGUUCUAUGGCUGAGGUUGAAGGUGAAGGUGAUGGUGAGGUUGAUGGACCGGUUGAUUUUACAAUUAAAUCAGAACAUUCGUCUCCUCCUCCUACUGGAGAUAUGACCGAUAUUGCGACAUUCCUAGCCUCGUCUACCGCUGCGGGUAGAACAUCAAACCAGGAUACUGAGAGUAGUAUGCCUGGGACCCCCCACCCUAUGUCGUAUCCCUGUAUCCCUGAUACAGAGGUCUGUAUAUCUAGGAUACUGAGAGUAGUAUACCUGGGACCCUCCACCCUAUGUCGUAUCCCUGUAUCCCUGAUUAAGAGAAUAUUUUUUAGAUCAAAGAAACUUAGCCUAUCUCGAGCUAGUGAGGUUUAUGGUAUCCCCCCAACAACCUUAUGGCAAAGAGCUAACAGAAUGGGAAUUCCAACACCAAAGAAGGAUACUGCGAACAAAACCUGGUCCGAAGACGACCUUAACAGUGCGCUAGAUGCUCUGAGAAAGAAGGAGAUAUCUGCGAACAAGGCCGCCAAGGUUUACAAGAUCCCUAGCUCUACCCUCUACAAGAUUGCUAGGAAGGAGGGAAUAGAACUGGCUCAGCCGUUUAAUGCUGUUGCUACGGCCUGGAGUCAGGAUGAUUUGAACCUGGCCCUUGAAGCUAUAAAGGGUGGAAUGGCUGUACAGAAAGCUGCAACUGAGUACGGUAUACCUAGUGGUACUCUCUACGGUAGAUGCAAGAAGGUUGGGAUAGAGCUCAGCAAAGCUACCCAGGUUCACUGGUCAGAGGAGGAUAUGGUGUCUGCCCUGGAUACAGUUAGGACCGGAAACAUGUCAAUAAAUCAAGCAGCAAUUCAUUUCCAUCUACCCUACAGCUCACUAUACGGCAGGAUUAACAGGUUGAAGAGAGAGCAGGCGGCUGAGUGGGCCGCCUUCAGGGACUACGAGGUCAAUGAUGUUGACGAGGAGAUGGGGAACGGGAUUGAUUUCAGCCAUUAUUUGAGCACAUCCCACGAGACAGAGGAGGCCGAACCAGGCAGCAUGGAAGGACACAUGGCCGGACAGGGUCACGUUGGCGGACAGGGUCACGACGGCGUACAGGGACACGUCGGCGGACAGGGUCAUGUCGGCGGACAGGGACACAUGAGUGACCAUGGGCACAUGGGUGCUCCGGGACAUAUGGGGGUUCAGGGACAUAUGGGGGCCCCAGGUCAACUGGGUGGGGCUCUACAUGCGGACCACGCCUCUCUUGAAAUGUCCAACUCUUCCAUUCCUAACUAACGAUGCAGAGAGAAACUUUACUGGUGCAAUCUUAAUAAUAUUAUACAUUUAAUCUAUUAUUACUGCCUUUUCUUUAUAUAUUUACAUAUGUUUUAAACUGUUAAAUAGAGAUUGGAGAGCUAUAACGUUCUCAAUUGCAAGCGUUGUUUUUUGUUUGUUAAAUUAUUUCUAAUUCCGGAAUCUCUGAAUUACUUUAAAGACUUAUCUUUUUGAGUGAAGUUUACCAGAUUUAUAAAAAAAAUUUGGCAUUAACCAUGGUUUGCUCAGUUUUAGUUAGUUUUAAACAUAAGUAUAAAUACUAAUUUUCUAAUAUUUAAAAAAUGUUAAAUUUGUGAUUUUUUAAAAUAUUUUUUUCAAUGCAUUUAUAUCUAAGACAGGUCAGGUGUCCUCGCUAACAAAUCAAAACUAUUUUCUUUAGCCUAGAUUUUAUUAUAUUGUAAGUAUAUUGUAUUGUAUUUCAUAUAAUCAAAAUUCUGGAGUUUUAAUGAGUGGACAUGACCAGACAGUUUAUCCACUCUAUAGUAUUCUUGGUACAAUUUCUCACUUUUAAAUAGAGCACCGCAACACAAUGUCCUUUCAACAAAUUCAAUACUUUAUUAGAUUGUUUUUUUUACAAUUUUGUUUCAAUACCUAAUAUUUUUUUAAUCUCGAGUUAAACUUUCUUUGCUCUAACUAAUCUUCAACAUACAUUUUGUUUGUACUUGUUGUGCUAUCCCUACGUUAUGAAAUAGGCAAACCAGCACAUCAAAUUAUUCAUUUUUGUAAAACAACAUUGUGUUCUACUUAAUUUUGUAAAAUGUAAAAAGUUCCAGGAAUUUUUCCCUCGGGGGGACCGAGGAAGGGGAGGAGGUAGAUAAUCUUUUGUAUCAUCUCUAAACUAAUAUAUUUUUAUAUUUAAUUAAAUAUUAUAAAAUGGCCCCUCUGUACAUAACAACAUAUGUUUACUUAAUAAGGCCUAUAUCAACUUUUCAUUGUCUAAAAAUAUAUUUAUUUAAAAAGUUAAAUAUAAGGAUGUUGGUAAUUGAAUAAAUGAAACUUUUUAAAUUGUUGACCAAUUUUUCUCCAGUUGUACUGAGUACAUAGCUGGGAACUCUUGUAUUGUGGGUAUCAAGAUCAAUUCUUGAUCUCGAUUUUUUGGUUAAUCUGCAGAUUAAUCUUAAUUUGAACCCUCGCAAGUCAGGGGUUGAUGGGAUCUUUAAUCAGUGGAGGAAUAACUAAAAUUAAGUGUCAAGUUUUUAUAGAUCCUCAAAUUACAAGUGCCCACAAUAGAUAUCGAGAUCAAGUUAUCUAGAUUAUCUAACACCAGAGUUCCCGGCUCAUGAUACAUUCAGUACAUUAACUUCAAACUUUAUUCCCAGACUAGUCAAUAGAAUAUUGAACUGUACAAAAAUCAUUUUUAAAAAAAAUUGUGAUUAUUUUACAAUUUGUCAUUUAAUCGUUGUAAUUAUCCUUAUUUAAGCUCAUCUGGACACUUUGUCUAGUCAACCUUCAUAUACAAUAUUGUAUAAUAAAGUUUAAACCAUA
Molecule: messenger RNA, 3968 nt
Organism: Eurytemora carolleeae
Lineage: Eukaryota; Metazoa; Arthropoda; Copepoda; Calanoida; Temoridae
Exons: 15
Coding region: 477-2444 (655 amino acids)
Biological process (GO): regulation of transcription by RNA polymerase II
Cellular component (GO): nucleus
Molecular function (GO): protein binding; DNA binding
Source: RefSeq, a predicted model, not a curated record